AUGCGGUCACACCGAACACGAGUUUAUAAGAAAUGGAAAUUGAUUUGGGAUUCGCGGAAAAAAGCGACGACGCCGCUUGGCUGAGUAACCGAUACUUUCCCAGCAAGCUGGGUGGGCAGCCCGCCUGGCUGGAACUGGAGCAUCUGCCGGCCACAUCGCAGCUGCAGUGCAGCAAGUGCCAGGCACCCAAAUCCUUCCUGGCCCAACUCUACGCUCCCUUCGAGGAUGAGUUUAACUUUCACCGCUCGAUCUAUGUGUUCCUCUGCAGGAAUCCCGACUGCCAGGUGGCCCAGAGUGCAGAUAAUUUCACAGUGCUGAGGUCGCAGUUGCCGCAGAAAAACAAGUUCUUUUCGGAGGAGGAGCCGAGCGACGUGGGAGAUCCUUUGCCUGCCAUCGCCUGCCUGAAGAAACUGUGUGCCGCCUGCGGUUGCCACGCUCCACACGCCUGCAGCAAAUGCAAGGCCAUCCACUACUGCUCCGCGGAGCACCAGCGGAUGCACUGGCCACAGCACAAGCCACACUGCGGAGCAUCGGUUGGCUCUACUCCCACACCUCUAAGCCAAAUCGUUUUCCCGGAAUUCGAGAUUGUCAUGGACAGCAAUCCCAUGGAAUCUGGUGAGGAUGACAAAGACGAUGAGACUCGCUUGGCCGAGUUCCACGAACUGGAGGCCAGUGGACAGACGGGCGAUCUGAGCAACGUCUCCGAGGCUGAGAUGGACAAAUACUUUGGAAACACGGCAAGCGCCGACGACAAGACCUUCGGUCAGUUCAAAAAGCAAACGGCAGCGGAGCCCGAUCAGAUUGUGCGCUACAAGCGCGGUGGCCAGCCCCUGUGGAUCGCCAACACCGCCCAGACGGUGGAGGAUCAGCUGAAGGAGCUGCCCAAUUGCGGCCAUUGCGGAGGAGCCCGCCAGUUUGAGUUCCAGAUCAUGCCGCAAACGCUGACGCUGCUCGAAGACGACAGCCUCGACUGGGGCGUUCUGGCGGUCUACACCUGCGCCAAGAGCUGUCCCAUCGAGGGCUACGCGGAGGAGGUGCUCAUCAAGCAGGACAUUGUGGCGGAGGUGGAGCAGAGUUGACAUUAAAAUGCAUACACAUCAA
Messenger RNA from Drosophila elegans, 1101 nucleotides. It is a transcript of the gene Zfrp8, whose product is annotated as programmed cell death protein 2. Gene Ontology annotation, cellular component: nucleus; cytoplasm. The coding region runs from base 33 to 1079 and encodes 348 amino acids. The transcript is spliced from 3 exons. Lineage: Eukaryota; Metazoa; Arthropoda; Insecta; Diptera; Drosophilidae. The record is from RefSeq and is a predicted model, not a curated record.